AUGAGGUUACCACCAGCCCCGGAGUCGAUGAGGGCUUGGUGGGAGGUCGUCUGGGAGGAUGUCUCUAGAAGCACGGGGAGAAUGCUUAUAAGGGGAGCUGUUCAGUUAGACAGGAUGAGGAAAGGGGCAAAGAUCUCCAGUGUGGCAGGCAGCUCAGUGGGGGCGGUUGGAGGCGUGCUUUCUAUUAUUGGUUUGGCGUUAAUUCCUGUCACAGCUGGAUUGUCUCUAGCACUAACAGUGACUGGGAUCGGGAUGGGAAUCACCAGUGGAGUCAACAGUAUUGUCACCACUGCCACAGAGAUCGGAGUUAAUAGUAAGCAUCAAAAGAAAGCCAGUGAAGUCCUCCAGAGCUUCAUGGAGGAUGUGCAGUGUCUCCAGCUUUGUCUGGAGGAGGCCACCAGUCAGCCAAUCACUGAUGUGGAAACAAGUGAGAAAAAUGUGGCUGAGGAAGCUGUCAAGGUGUUGUGUAAGGUUGGUUCCAUUGGAAAAAAGAUAGAUUCAGCUGUUAAUGCUGCCUCAGCUUUUCAGAUGUUAAAAAGUGAAAAUCUUGUAGCAAGUGCUGGUCAGGUGGUGGCCCAGGAAGCUAAUGCAUUACGCAAUGUGCCCAGGGUGGCCUCAGACAUCCCAGAUAUCGGUCAGGCAGCAGUCAAAGGGUCACUUGCUCUCACCAAGUCAGCCAGGGCAGGGCUCAUUGCACUCAAUGCUCUUUUCAUUGGCAUGGACAUCGGCCACUAA
Monopterus albus (swamp eel) is the source of this 735-nucleotide messenger RNA. RefSeq names its product apolipoprotein L domain-containing protein 1-like. Gene Ontology annotation, cellular component: extracellular region; membrane. NCBI's taxonomy places the organism in Eukaryota, Metazoa, Chordata, Actinopteri, Synbranchiformes, Synbranchidae. Gene Ontology annotation, biological process: lipid transport; lipoprotein metabolic process. The transcript is spliced from 2 exons. Gene Ontology annotation, molecular function: lipid binding. The record is from RefSeq and is a predicted model, not a curated record. Bases 1 to 735 code for a protein of 244 amino acids.